Molecule: messenger RNA, 1257 nt
Organism: Hyaloperonospora brassicae
Lineage: Eukaryota; Oomycota; Peronosporomycetes; Peronosporales; Peronosporaceae
Source: the annotation of a GenBank genome assembly
AUGGACCGCGUCAAGCGCGCGGGCAGCUACGGCAGCAGUUACAGCCCCUGGCAAAGGCACAGCGUUGCGUCACUUGAUAAGGUGCGUGCUCACCAACAACACACUGCGAGUUUCGUGGCGGCCACGCGACAAACGCCCGUGUUUGACUCUGUGUGUGCCUCGUCUGCUGCCCCUUCUGCUGCUGCGUCUGCAUUGUCCAUGAAACAGGAAGCUGAGCCGUGGAGCAGCUCGUCGAGGUUUGGGCUCGCCAACAUUCUCAACCGCACCGGCUCUAGCGCCUCGGGCCAUCACCCAAUGCCGCCUGCCUUCAGUCUCCCAUCGCUGCACGGGUUCGAGACACCGCAGCGGCCCGCGGCGAUCAAGCAAGAGAUGCCGGCAGCACUGCCGCCCUAUGAGGAGAACCACUACGUCUCUGCACGUACGCAGCAGCAUCACCCGCUGCAACGACGCAGCGUCCAGUCGUCUCCAGUUCGAGACUCGCCGUCGCCCGACUCGCGCCGGGUCGGGGAAGGAGCAGUGCAUGCCUGUGGAGAAGACGCGAGCCAGGACUCGGAAAACGCGAUCGUUGGAACGCGGGGCGGCACGAUCACCCGCGGGGGUCGCUGGUCGGCGGACGAACACGAACGCUUUCUCGAGGGGUUCCGCAUCCACGGACACAAGUGGAAGCGCGUGCAGCACGUGGUCCGCACACGGUCAGUGACUCAAGUGCGUACACACGCCCAGAAGUAUCUGUUGAAGGUGGCCAAGCUCAAAGCUGAAAAGAAGCAAAGCGGCAAGUCCGCCGAUAUGGCCACUGUGGCGACGGGGUACUCGAGCGGACCUGCCGCGCCAGUGUCACUUGAUGGCCGCGACACAGCUCCGUCGACACCCGAGCAAGGCGGUACCGCUGACAGCCCUCGCAAAACCCCGCAAGACAAAGUCCGACGGCUGGAUCAUGGCAGCUGCGACCCAGUCGAUCAAGAGUACAUUGCCGCUGCUGCGACAACGCUGUGUUUCCUCAUGAGCCAAAAGAUCGACUCGCUGUUUGACUCGAGACACGAGCUACAAGCGGAACAAGACGCCGCCGAGCACGAGCCAUACGACUGCUACGUGCCGCAGACAGUGGGUCAACUGGACGCAGAAUGCACUGCGUCUCGCAAGCGGUCGUUCAUGCAGAUUCUCGAUGACCAAGCGACUGGUGAGUACGUGUCAUCGUACGAUCCUGCCCACGGCGAUCCUUCGUCGUACACAAUUGAAGGCAACAAACUCUGCUCGUAA